Messenger RNA from Parnassius apollo (apollo), 5901 nucleotides. The record is from the annotation of a GenBank genome assembly. Lineage: Eukaryota; Metazoa; Arthropoda; Insecta; Lepidoptera; Papilionidae.
AUGUCGAGCGCGGCGCUGUCGCAGGAGCUGCGCGCGUCGUUCUGCCGGCUCAUGCUGCACCUGCACGUGGACCGCGACCCGCAAGAGCCCGUCACGCCCGUCAAGUACGCGCGCCUCUGGAGCGACGUCUGCGACACCAUACACGUGCACGAUUACCAAUGUGUAAAAGGCGGUCCAGACGCAAACCGUGAAAAAGUUAAGGAGCAGUUCGCUUCCACCAUCCGCUUCGUAGAGGACUACUUGUGCAAGGUAGUCACAAGCACGUGGUAUUUCAGCGAUCACGACCAAAACAAGCUCACAUUCGAAGUGGUUAAGUUAGCCAGAGAGCUCAUAUAUUUUGGAUUCUACAGCUUCAGCGACCUGCUCCGGUUGACCAAGACGCUUCUUAGCAUCCUGGACUGCGUCACUGCCAUGGACCUGAUCAACGAGACCAGCACCCUCUCGGGAGAAGUCGAGUCUGAAGGUGGCGUUUUGCGCACCAUCGGCGACAUGGGUGCAGUAAUGACGUCCAUCACGCUAGGCUCCGUAGCCCGAAAUGUUGUGGGCGACGGGCGCGGCGUGCAGCGCAGCGCGCCCGCGCUGGCGCUGGCGCGCAAGCACCCGCUCGUCAUGGACACCAAGCUCAAGAUCAUCGAGAUACUGCAGUUCAUCCUGGACGUACGACUUGACUAUCGCAUCAGCUGCCUGCUUUCAAUUUUUAAGAAGGAAUUUGAACAAGCUGGUGAAAGGCAAGCUGACAGCCUUGGACGGGCUGAUGUGGAAGCCAUUGGGCUACAAGCGGAAGGGAUAUUCAGCUGUCGAGCGAUACAGACUGUGCCUGACAACUGCCUUCCAAAAAAUGUAGAUUUGGACGGAUUGGACCUUGACGAGUGCGGCGGCCGUAUGGUCCUGCGCGUGCUGCUGCAACUUUGCUCUCAAGGGGCUUCGGCUGCGCUGGUGUCUGGAGCGCUAGCUCUGCUCUUUAGACACUUUAGUCAGAGACAAGAGGUGCUUGCAGCUUUUAAACAAGUGCAACUGCUGGUGUCGGACGCAGAUGUAGAGUCUUACAAACAGAUCAAAGCGGACUUGGAUGUGUUGCGUCAGAGCGUGGAGAAGUCAGAGUUGUGGGUGUUCAACAAGGGACGCGCUGGCGCACUCGAUGAUCAUAGCGACAUAAAGGGCACCCUUGGGCCUGGCGGAGCGGUCUUAGAACGCAACGCCUCACUCGAUAACGUUUUAGAUACGUCACGACCCAGCAAGUACGACCAUAUGAAUGAAUACAAUAAGAUCAAAGAGAUCCUGGAGCGUAUGAUCAAGUAUUGCACUCAAGGAAACAGUGGGGCGGGCGAAGCGGGUGGAACCGGAAAGCCAAGACGCCACGAGCAACGAUUACUGCGCAAUAUUGGAGUGCACAACAUCGUGCUCGACCUUUUGCAGGUACCCCACGACGAAGACGAUGCAGCGAUGGACGAGCUGCUAGCCUUGGCGCACGAGUUCCUGCAGCGGUUCUGCCACGGCAACCAGCAGAAUCAGGCCAUACUGCACAAGCACCUCGACCUUUUUCUAAAUGCUGGGAUACGCGAGGCGCAGACCGUGUGCGCCAUCUUCGAGGACAACCCUGCGCUGUGCGCGCACGAGGGCAACGAGAAAGUGGCCGCGCACUUCGUACACUGCAUUGAGACGCGCGGCCGCCGCCCCGCAUACCUGCAGUUCCUGCGCACCAUCGUUCGCGCCGCCGGCCAGCACAUUCGCCGCAGCCAGGACCUUGUCAUGCAGGAGAUGGUAAACGCUGGUGAAGACGUACUAGUAUUUUACAACGACAAGGUUUCGUUCAACUACUUCAUACAAAUGAUGCGUCAGUACAAGCACACGAAUGAGAUGCCUGAAGCUUUAAGGUACCACAUAGAACUGGUUAAGCUGCUGACGUGCUGUACAUUAGGCAAGAACGUGUACACGGAGAUCAAGUGUCACAGUCUUCUACCGCUAGACGACAUCGUGGCAAUGAUCACGCAUCCUGACUGCAUACCAGAAGUGAAGGAAGCGUACGUUGGUUUCCUGAACCACUGCUACAUCGACACAGAGGUGGAGAUGAAGGAGAUCUACUCCAGCAACUACAUGUGGGACCUGUUCGAGCGCUCCUUCCUGCAGGACAUGCAGGCGAUACUGCAGAGCGACGGCGCCGCGCAUUCCGCGCCGAGUACGUCCCGCGAGGACGCGUCCUCGACGCAGAGCAGCCCGGCGGGCAGCAUGCACCGCGCCUGGGCCGGCUACGUGACCGACGUGCUCGUACACACCAUCUGCACGUUCUUCAACUCUCCCUUCAGCGACCAGAGCACCACUGUGCAGACGCGGCAGUCGAUCUUCGUGAAGUUGCUGCAGACCACGUUCCGCAUCUACCAGUGCCCGUGGCUCACUCCACCGCAGAAGCUCAACGUCGAGAAGUGCAUACGGACACUCAGCGAAGUUGCCAAAAGUCGUAGUAUAGCAAUACCAUUGGAGUUAGAAGCGAAGAUACAAACAGUAUUUGAAAAGGCGGCCGCGCUCUCCAGACAGACCAGCAAAUGGCUGCUUGCGUCCAAGACUUCAAAGCUGGAGAAAAUGGCUUCACAGUCGCAUCUGCAGAACGAGCGGUCGGUGAUGGAGGGGCUGCAGGAGAUCGUGUCACUGCUGGAGGAGCAGCUGCGGCCGCUGCUGCAGGCCGAGCAGUCGCUGCUGGUGGACAUCCUGUACCGCCCGCACCGCCUCUUCACGCAGCCCGGGCACCUGGCGCGACCCGACACCAGCGGCAUUUUCAUAGCCAGAUUAAUACGACACACUGAAAAACUACUUGAAGAGAAAGAGGAAAAGUUGUGCGUGAAGGUUUUGCGCACGCUCAGGGAGAUGAUGGCGGUGGAUCCCGAAUAUGGCGAAAAGGGCAAUCAGCUUCGCAACAAACUACUGUCACAGUACUUCGUGAAUCGCAAAUCGGAGCCGAAGAUCCAACCCCCACAGCCCUCGCUCACCGUCACGCACGGGCCCGGUGCGAAGGUGCUGCUGCGCACUGGGCAGACGCUGGCGGCGGUGCAGGCGCACCUGGACCGCGAGGGCGCCUCCGACCUAGUGGUGGAGCUGGUCAUCAACAGCACCAACCGCCCCGCCAUAUUCCUGGAGGCCAUACAGCUGGGCAUCGCUCUUCUGGAAGGUGGAAAUCCUAUAAUACAACACAGCAUAUUCACAAAGUUACAAAACGGCGAGAUAUCUCAAGCGUUCUUAAAGGUAUUCUACGACAAGAUGCGUGAAGCUCAGCAGGAGAUCCGCUCGGUGGCUACCAGCACCACGGCCACUAGUGGGACGGACAAGCGCUCGAGCAUAGCCGAUAAACACAAACCCGCCACCACAGAGGGCAAAGUGGCCCCAGGUCCGAUAGUGGUCGGCGAGGACAUGGACGACGAGGUGACCAACGCUUGCGGUUCCGCAAUCCACGCCUACUCCGACAUACACACUAUGUCGCACGGAACCACGGUGCUGGAGGAGAUAAUGUCGGAGAAGAAGCGAGAGACUGGCAACGCGGACGUUCUGCCUGCGAAGGUGGCCGUGAUGCGUCCCAUACUGCGCUUCCUGCAGCUGCUCUGCGAGAACCACAACCCGGAUCUGCAGAACCUACUUCGGAACCAAAACAAUAAAUCUAACUACAACUUGGUGUCGGAGACCCUGAUGUUCCUGGACUGCAUCUGUGGGUCGACGACGGGCGGGCUGGGGCUGCUCGGGCUGUACAUCAAUGAAGGCAACGUGGCGCUCAUCAACCAGACGCUUGAAACCCUCACCGAGUAUUGCCAAGGCCCAUGCCACGAUAACCAGAACUGCAUAGCUACACACGAGAGCAACGGCCUGGACAUAAUAACGGCGCUGAUCUUGAACGAUAUCAAUCCUCUUGGCAAGACACGCAUGGACCUGGUGCUCGAGCUAAAGAACAACGCCUCCAAGCUCCUGUUGGCCAUCAUGGAAUCCCGCAACGACUCGGAGAACAACGCCGAGCGAAUAUUGUACAAUAUGAACCCUGAGCAGCUGGUUGAUGUUGCGUGCUCAGCCUUCAAUCAGGAACACGCGAUGGACACGGAAUCUGAUUCAGAAGACGACACUCCCGUUCAGGGCGUGUCUCCGAAAGAAGUGGGCCACAACAUCUACAUCCUGUGCCACCAGCUGGCCGGGCACAACAAGGAGCUGGCAGCGCUGGUGCGCGCAUCGCCCGGCGCGCCCGCCGGCACGGCCGGCACCAACGCGCCCGCGCUGCGCUACUACCGCACACACACCGCGCAGAUCGAGAUAGUGCGCACGGACCGCAGCAUGGAGCAGAUCGUGUUCCCGAUCCCGGAGAUCUGCGAGUACCUGCCGGCGGAUAGCAAGCACCGCGUGCUGCAAAGCGCCGAGCGGGAUGACCAGGGCAGCAAGGUCGCCGAUUUCUUCUCCCGUCUCGACAACCUCUUCCACGAAAUGAAGUGGCAGAAAAAACUACGUGGGCAACCUUUCCUGUUCUGGGUGUCGUCCUACAUGUCGCUGUGGAGUAACAUAUUAUUCAAUUUCGCCGUUCUUAUUAAUGUCAUCGUUGCUUUCUUUUACCCGUUUCAAGAAGAAAAUCCAAAGCUGGGCGCGCACCUGUCGCUGGUGGUGUGGUGCGUGUCACUGUGCGCGGGCGCGCUGGUGACGUGGCUGCCGCGCUCGUCGGGUGCACGCGCGCUGCUCGCCAGUGCCAUCGUGCGACUCAUCUUCUCCGCCGGACCUGAGCCCACACUCUGGACGCUCGGAAUGCUCACCAUAGUAGUGAAGGGCAUCCACCUGGUCAGCAUUAUGGGCAACCAAGGCACGUUGUCCAAGUCGACGCGGUACGUGAUCACCGACCCCGAGCUACUCUACCACAGCGUUUACCUCGGAUUCUGCUUUCUCGGCAUCUGUUGCCAUCCAUUCUUCUUCUCUGUGCUUCUGCUAGAUAUCGUGUACCGCGAAGAGACAUUGUUGAACGUGAUGCGAUCAGUAACACGCAACGGGCGGUCCAUCCUCCUGACGGCCGUACUGGCGCUGGUGCUGGUCUACAUGUUUUCCAUCGUAGGCUACAUGUUCUUCCGCGACCAUUUCCUUGUCAACGUCGACCGCCUCGAUGACGACGACGACCCGCGCUUCGAGGAGCGGUGCAACAGCGACUCCGCCGCGAAGUACCAGCGGGCGGCGCGCUUCGUGUCCGUGGGCGGCGCGCUGCGGGAGCGCAGCUGCGACUCGCUCAUCAUGUGCAUCGUCACCACGCUCAACCAGGGGCUGCGGAACGGCGGCGGCAUCGGCGACAUACUGCGAGCCCCCGCCAGCUUCGAGCCAUUGUUCGUGGCGCGCGUGGUGUACGAUCUACUGUUCUUCUUCGUGGUUAUCAUCAUCGUACUGAACCUCAUCUUUGGUGUGAUCAUCGACACUUUCGCCGACCUUCGUAGCGAGAAGCAGCAGAAAGAACUUAUUUUAAAGAACACAUGUUUUAUAUGUGGGUUGAACAGGUCAGCCUUUGACAACAAGACUGUCUCGUUCGAGGAACACAUUAAGAGUGAGCACAACAUGUGGCAUUACCUCUACUUCAUGGUGCUCGUGAGGGUCAAGGACCCCACCGAGUUCACCGGUCCCGAAAGCUACGUGCAUUCUAUGAUAAAGUCAAACAAUCUGGAUUGGUUCCCGCGACUGCGGGCGCUCUCGCUGGUGGGGGGCGGUGAGGGCGAGGGUGGUGAACUGGAGCUGCGUGCACUGCAGGCGCAGCUGGAGCGCGCGCAGCAGGCCGUGCGCACGCUCACCGACCUGCUCACCGAGCUGCGCGACCAGAUGACUGAACAGAGGAAGCAAAAGCAACGCAUCGGCCUCCUCAACUCGACGUCUGCUUAUCUGCAGAAUCUACAAAUGAAUUUACCGCCGUGA